Messenger RNA from Durusdinium trenchii, 3041 nucleotides. The record is from the annotation of a GenBank genome assembly. NCBI's taxonomy places the organism in Eukaryota, Dinophyceae, Suessiales, Symbiodiniaceae.
GUAGCGUUUGCCUACACCCUUCAGCAACUCCCACAGCCACUGCCCCUACACCGGGGACCCCGGCGCGGUCAUGUCGUCCGAAGUCGACGAUUUGCUCGCGGAUCCGGAAUCAGCCCCAUGUCACCAGACGGGGCGGAGGUGUCCGCACUCGUGCACCGCCGGGCGGGGCCUCGUGGCGCUGGGGGUCGUCACGCUGGCCCUUUUGGGCUUCUUCGCUGCCGGAUGGGGCGGGGCUGCGGGCACCCGGGCCAGUUCGCCAACGGAAGAGGUGCAACUGCAAGAAACCUCUGGAUGCCCCGCAGUCUGCGGGGAGUCUGUUGCAUGCACCGAUGGGGCAGUGAAGCCGGAUAUUACCACUAGCACUACCACCUCGUCGCCGCAAGCGAAGGAGGUCUUUUGGAAGCAAGGGGGCGAUCUGCCCGGCGAAGGGACCUGGUUUCUGAACGUGGUCCCGGGGCUCAGUGAUUUCGGAGGAACGUGGCGGAUACGCUUCAGGGCGCAGGUCUUCACCUCCUUCAAAGGCUUUUUCGUCGCGAGCGUUCCGGACUCGACUCAAUUUCCCAACUUGGCCAGCGGAAACUAUGUCAUCGAGACUGAGGUCAACAGCAAUAUCCUCUGCUACCUCAUUCCGGUCGAUCUAGUCCCAAGUUCUCGUUUGGAGAUCUCUACCACGGACUUCGUUGAUGACACCCUCUUGGUCUUCGAACAGGCGGGCGAUGCCGAACCAGCAUGGAGCAUCAGGCUGACCAGAUGGAGACAGAUCCCUGGACGUCGCUUGCAAGGACGUCAUGUGGAGAGAGAAGUGGAGCUCUUUUCGAAUGCCCGGCAAUUGCAAGAAUUCUAUCGUUGCCCAGAUGGGUGCGAAAUCCCAGUGCAAUACGUGAACGACGACUUCUGCGAUUGCUCCAAUUGCGCGGAUGAACUGGAUUGGACCUGCGGCACUUGCGGUGCUCAGUCAGAGGAAGAUGUUGCGACAGGCGCCCGGGUCUGGCAGAGUCUGGCAGAUUGGUCAGGGAGGUUCCGGAAGGGAUCUUGCAAUGACUUCCGAACAAGCAAUUCUUGGUUUGGGCUUGAACACCUCAGCUUUGACAUGUCAGGUUCAGCUCCUCUGGUCUUUUUGCUGCUUUUGCACCUGGUUUUCCUAGGUGUUGGCGUGGGUGUGGGUGUGGGCACCGGUCUGGCCUUGGGCAUUGGCCUGGGCGUGGGGCUGGGCACUGGCUUGGGCGCCGGCACCGGCGCCGCCACCGGCGCUGCCACCGGCGCUGCCACGGGCGCUGCCACGGGCGCUGCCACGGGCGCGUCGAGUAGUGGUGCCACAGGGGUGGUGGGUUUGGCGGCCUUGGCGGCGCAAGGGCUCCUGAGGCUUCGCGUGUCCAACGGUGCUACCUUGCAAGACCCGGAGGUGGUCAAUGCGCUGAAGGAAACCAUCGCAAGGCUGUCAGGGAGCGGAGUUGCUGCUGCGAUGGUGGAGCUCAUCAUCAAUUGUGCCAACGCGGCGAUGCCGGCGGAUUUGCCGGCCCUGCCAGCAGUGAGCUUGCCGGACAGGGAUGGCACCAAGGCCCGGCGGCUGUUCUCUCGCGUGCUGGGCGCAGUGCCGCGGCUGCUGCAAACGACCGCCGCGACCGUUGGGGUGUGCUUUCAGGUGCAAGUGUCUGACUCAUCUGCAGAGGAGAUUUGUCAAACCCUCAGCGGCUAUAAUGCAAACACGGUACAGACCGUGCUGUCCUCGGAGCUGGAAUCUGCAGGGAUUCCUCCGCAGGCGGUCUCCGUGAUUGGUUACGAUGCGACUCCCAACCCUCGCUCUUACAAUCCACUGGAAAGUGGCGAUGCGAGCUUCUUCAGGCCUGCAUCAGGCAUUAGCCUGGUCCGAAUUUAAGGGUUUGCUGGUCUACCUUGAUUUCUUGUACUCCUCUUUCCAAGAUCUGUUUUCUUGUGUCUUGCGGUUCGACCCAAUGUGGAAUGUUGCCAGAAUUCAACCGUGGCCUUCACCAUCAGUGAAGCCCCCAUUGUGCACCCCCCAGUCCUCUCCUGGUGCAACAAUGCUGUGCACCUCUCGUUCAGAACGACCCUCUGUACAGAUUGUUCUCGUCCGACUCAACACAGAGACCGGUCUCCGUCCUCCAAAGCGAGGACGGGUCGGUGUCUCGCUCCUGCUCGCGGUUGCUCCUCGCCGGUUUGGAGACCCGUUUGGAAGCAAAAGGGAGCUCGGUCAGGUGCCACGCUCGCGAGAGCGACGGCCACGCGGCCUCCCACGCGACUCGCGGCCUCCGGGUGUCGGUCGCAGGUGAUGCUUGGUGUUCUCCCAUGUUCUCCAGCCCCAAAGAAAUGGAAGUGUAUAGGGAGAGUGCCGGGAGUCCCCGAAGUGCUAUAGGGGAGUCCCCGGAGUCCCCGAAGUGCUAUAGGGGAGUCCCUCGAGUCCCCGAAGUGCUUAAGGAGGCGGUUUUGUUUUUUUCCGCUUGAAAGAAGCACGUGGUCUGGUUUCCGGUUUGGUUUCACUGAAGGAGGUGCCAGGAGUUCCGAAUUCCGGACUUGAUAGCGGAUCCGGGUCUCGCGGAUCUGGUUCUGGCGCCUGCCGCAGGGAGGAGCCGAACCAGAAGUGGCUCAGAUCCCCAAUGGAAAGAGCCUUUGGCCAUGAAAACCAGAGUGGUUUUGACCACCACUUGGGUCACUUGGUUCUUACGUCGCCCAGUACAGGUUGUGUUCCGGGGGGGGGCUUUCAGUCCCAAGGAACGCCACGGCGGUGGAGCUGGGGUGCGAAACAGGACCAAACGCCGUUUUUUUCCAAUGAAACCAAGAGAGGUAGCCAGUGACCGGGACCAUAGGACCCCGAAAAACCUGGGGUACCCUGGCCUGGGAUAGUCGAACUAGGGUUCUUCAACCUCUGUUGGAAUGUUGACAUAGACUGGGUGGAGCAAAUUGUAAGGGAACCAUGCCAUCAUGUCCACCAUGACUUCCAUGUUUGACUCAUGAAACAAUCCCGGCCGCCACAAGUUCGCCGCAUUCCGCACACCUGCGCGUGUUUGGACCCACAUCCGAAGAAC